Molecule: messenger RNA, 450 nt
Organism: Paracoccidioides brasiliensis Pb18
Exons: 2
Coding region: 1-450 (149 amino acids)
Source: RefSeq, a predicted model, not a curated record
AUGUUUGACAUGUGUUUCAACAGCAAUGGCCCGAGCCGCCCGUCCAGAUCCUGUCGGGUAAUAUCAUGGAUGAACCGGCUGAAGAUAGCUAAAAACCAAAGAGAGAAGAUCUUUCAAAAUAUGAUCAGUCUUGUGCAAUGGACAAAUCCGGUCCACAGCCCCCUUCUUUCUCAUUGGAUGCAUCCUGGAUAUUGUUUGAGAAGGCCAAGCCUGGGCAAGAUCUGGAACCCCUGGCCACAAGCCUGCAAGAUCCUCCGUCCCAAAGUUUCCGCUGAACGACAUGAUAUACUGGAUGGUAUUUUGCUGGUAACGUCACUGAGCGCGGACAUCAGGGUUUCAAUCCGGACUGACUCUUCUCCAGUGAUUGGUCGGACGGUCAUGUACAUCCUGAAAGUUUGUCUCGACAUUUGGCAAAUUUUUCGACGGUCAAGUCAACACAACGAAGCAUAA